Molecule: messenger RNA, 1530 nt
Organism: Penicillium alfredii
Lineage: Eukaryota; Fungi; Ascomycota; Eurotiomycetes; Eurotiales; Aspergillaceae
Product: senescence-associated domain-containing protein
Exons: 2
Coding region: 1-1530 (509 amino acids)
Biological process (GO): cell division
Cellular component (GO): plasma membrane
Source: RefSeq, a predicted model, not a curated record
AUGUCAGGCGCUACACAUGACCCUCGCCUGCUCUACAGUGUCAAAAAUAUCCGGGCAUAUCACAUCCAGAAUGGGGAAGAACAGGAGCUCACGCCGUCGGGCCCUCAAACGCUUUCUCUGUUGAUGGUCCCCACCGAUUCCCCAACACCGGCCUCCUCAUCUGGGACACCCGGCACAGAGACUCCCGAAGAGGAUUUCUAUCUUCAUCUAUACCUUCCACCAGAGCUGGACCUUGCGCUGCCCGCGACCACCCAAAUCUUCCACCAGCCUCCGGAUAGCUACCUGAUUCCCCGCUGGGACAUGGCCGCCGAUGCAGGCGCCUUUAUUCGAAUCCAAUUCCCUAGCAUCGGCACCGGACCAACCAAAGUGUCUCAGGAUGAUGUCGAUACUUUUGAAACUAUUCUAGCGCAGUGCACUGCAUUCCUCGAGCGUGCCCCUCCUCCAAAGGCGCAUGACCCCGCCGCAUAUAACCCCGCCGACUACGCACCCGGCGAGGGCUACAUCUCCACCCCGGAUACAAAGACUGAAAACAAACAUGGAAAGAUUGUGCUUGUGGAUGAGGAGAACGGGAGCGUUGUCGGGGAAUUGGGAGAAGGAUAUAAUGUGGUGGAAGAUGCAGAUGUGAAACAUGGGUCAAAGAGACCGGUUGGCAUUGAACUCCCCGCGGAAGGCGAGGGUAACCAAGUCAGUGUCAGCAACGUCUCGGAAGAAUACUUGGCUAUGGCCCGACACCCUGCCUACAAGGGCUCGACGAUCGUUCAGACCUCGGCGACGGCAUCUAGACUGGUCGUGACCGGAUCUUCUUAUCUAGCGAAUGUUCUUUCCAGCGGAGCAGAAUCCUUUACGAAGCGAACAAAGCCCAAUCCGAAGCCAUUGACCUUCUCCGAGGCUACACAUGACCGCAUCCGCAAGGUUGGCACAUUUUCACACGGCGCUGCCGAUAUAUCAGCCCGCACCGUGGGACAAGUCGGAAAGGUUGCGCAAAACCUCGGGGCGUCUCUGACCCGAGGCAAAGACUCCGGCAAACAAAAGAGUGUUGACAAGAGCAACCCGCCGCCAAACUAUAAACCAGGCGUGAUGAACAAGUCAAUGAUUGCCUUCUCGACUCUCGCCGACGGCAUCGAGCAAGGCGCACGCAACAUGCUCUUCUCGGGCUCCGCCGCGGCCAGCACCAUGAUUGGCCACCGCUACGGGGACGAGGCGGGCACCGUUGCCAGCAACCUGACUGGCGGAAUCAAGAACGUCGGGCUAGUUUACAUUGACGCAUCGGGGGUCAGCCGCCGUGCCCUUUUGAAAUCUGUCGCCAAGGGUAUGGUGGUUGGCCGCAUGCGCGAUGGCAAGCAGGUGGUCGUCGGAGGCGGGGACGGUGGUCAAGUUCCGUCUGGUGCGCAUACCGAUGCGGCAGGUGCUCAGGGGCUUUCUGGUCUAGGAGCACGAGAUCCGGUUGUUCGGCGUCCGUCGCCCAGCCCUACGCCGCCUCCUGCGUACGGUGCCUCGGAGACGAUUUCGUUGCCCGGGGGUAAGCGAUAA